This is a messenger RNA of Boleophthalmus pectinirostris (great blue-spotted mudskipper), 6933 nucleotides long. It is a transcript of the gene clec16a, whose product is annotated as C-type lectin domain containing 16A. Gene Ontology annotation, cellular component: late endosome; endolysosome membrane. The record is from RefSeq and is a predicted model, not a curated record. The transcript has 23 exons. Gene Ontology annotation, biological process: endosomal transport; endosome to lysosome transport; regulation of autophagosome maturation. NCBI's taxonomy places the organism in Eukaryota, Metazoa, Chordata, Actinopteri, Gobiiformes, Gobiidae.
CAGUGACCCAAGCGCUGCUAUCACCGCCUCUCACCUUCUGUUUGCUAAGUGGCUAUCUGUAGACUAGGGAAAGUGUGCGGAAUGGAUUGAAAGCGAAAUUUCUAUUAGGAAAAUAACACGCCUGGUGCAGUGGAUCCUACCUUAGGGCCACCAUGUUCGGUCGGUCGCGGAGCUGGGUUGGACAGGGAAGGGCAAGGAACGUUCACUCCUUGGAUCAGCUGAAGUAUUUGUACCAUGUCCUGACCAAAAACACCACAGUGACUGACCACAACAGAAACCUGCUGGUGGAGACAAUCCGCUCCAUCACUGAAAAUCUCAUCUGGGGAGACCAGAAUGACAGCUCUGUGUUUGAUUUCUUCCUGGAGAAGAACAUGUUUGCUUUCUUCCUCAACAUCCUUCGACAAAAGUCUGGCCGUUACGUGUGUGUGCAGCUCCUUCAGACUCUCAAUAUUCUGUUUGAGAAUAUCAGCCAUGAGACGUCCUUAUAUUAUCUCUUGUCAAACAAUCACGUGAACUCCAUCAUCGUCCACAAGUUUGACUUCUCUGAUGAGGAGAUUAUGGCCUAUUAUAUUUCUUUUCUCAAGACACUUUCACUUAAACUAAACAACCACACAGUGCACUUCUUCUACAAUGAGCACACUAAUGACUUUGCCCUGUACACUGAGGCCAUCAAGUUUUUCAACCACCCUGAGAGCAUGGUGCGCAUCGCAGUCCGGACCAUCACGCUCAAUGUUUACAAAGUGGACAACCAGCACAUGCUCCAUUACAUAAGAGAUAAGACUGCGGUCCCCUACUUCAGUAACCUGGUCUGGUUUAUCGGCAGCCAUGUGAUUGAACUGGACAAAUGUGUGCAGACUGAUGAAGAACAUAAAAACCGUGGAAAGCUGAGCGACCUGGUGGCGGAGCACUUGGACCAUCUGCACUACCUGAACGACAUCCUCAUCAUCAACUGUGAGUUCCUCAACGACGUUCUCACGGACCACCUGCUCAACCGCCUCUUCCUGCCUCUCUACGUCUACUCCCUGAUCAACCCCGAAAUCUCUGAAGAGCGAAAAAUCAACCCUCAAGUCUCUCUCUAUCUGCUGUCUCAAGUGUUCUUGAUCAUCCACUACCAGCCUCUAGUCAACUCUUUAGCCGAUGUGAUCCUCAAUGGGGACCUGUCUGUUUUCACUCAGCAAACAGACAUCCAAAGUGCACAUACGUUUAUGGCCAGUGCAGGUGGAAUGCGUCGCUUCAUCAAGCCCCCCGAGUCACUGGAGCGCUCUCUGGAAAUGUCCCGUCACCGUGGCCGCAAAAAGACCCAGAAGAGGCCCAACUAUAAGAACCUGGGCGAGGAAGAGGAGGAAGAGCGGGCGGGCUUAGGCGGGGGUGAGGGGGACGAUGGCUGGGACGAGAGAGAGGGGGUCCGAGAGAAGGCCAAAGGUACAGAGGGAGUGGCAGGUGGGAGCUCUAAGGGAAGCAGAGCCAGUGGGGAGACAGCCGAAGAGAUAGAGAUGGUGGUCAUGGAUAAAUCUAAGGUGUCAGAGCUCACCGAACAAAACAUCACUGACGAGGAGAAGACGGCAGCAGCAACCUGCAUGUACACACAGAGGCAUUUGUGUUUGUGAAGGCCCUUUUUAGACAUGGUGUACACGGCCCUGGACUGCACUACAGAUGACUAUCAGGCCCUGUUUGUCCUGUGCCUGCUCUAUGCCAUCUCCCACAGCAAAGGUAUAAACCGAGACGUGUUGGAGCGGCUACAGCUGCCUGUGCCUGAGCAGCAGAGGAGCUCCUACAGUGUGGUGCUGGUGGAGAGACUCAUCAGGAUCAUGAGCCAGUGUGCACAGCCAGAUGGCAGAGUGCGCCUCGCCACUCUGGAACUUAGCUGCCUUUUAUUGAAGCAGUCUGUGCUCUCUGGCAACGACUGCAUAAUAAAAGACGUUCACCUCGCGUGCCUUGAGGGCGCUCGUGAAGAAAGCCUCCAUCUGUUGCGCACAUUUUACAAGGGGGAGGAGAUAUUCCUGGACAUGUUUGAGGAUGAGUACAGGAGCAUGACGAGUAAACCCCUAAAUGUGGAGUAUCUCAUGAUGGAUGCCUCCAUUCUCCUGCCCCCAACCGUCACCCCUCUCACGGGCAUCGACUUUGUGAAGAGGCUGCCCUGUGGGGAUGUGGAGAAGACAAGACGAGCCAUUCGUGUGUUUUUCAUGCUGCGCUCGUUGUCACUCCAGCUUCAGGGAGAACCAGAGACACAGCUGCCUCUGACCAGACCCGAGGACCUCAUCAAGACUGAUGACGUGUUAGAUCUCAAUAACAGUGACCUCAUCGCCUGUAUGGUGGUCAGUAAAGAUGGGCUCCAGGCACAGAGGUUCCUGGCUGUGGACAUCUAUCAGAUGAGCCUUGUAGAACCGGACACCAAACGCCUUGGAUGGGGUGUGGUCAAAUUUGCUGGCCUUCUUCAAGACAUGCAAGUCUCAGGUGUUGAAGACGACAGUAGAGCCUUAAACAUAGUGAUCCAUAAACCCAGUUCGAACCCCCACGCCAAGCCCUUGCCCAUUCUGCAGGCCAACUUCAUAUUUGCUGACCACAUACGCUGCAUCAUCGCCAAGCAGAGACUGGCCAAAGGACGCAUCCAGGCCCGGCGAAUGAAGAUGCAGAGGAUUGCAGCUCUCUUAGACCUCCCUGUGCAGCCAAGUGCCUCUGAAGUGCUGGGUUUUGGACAGACCGUGAAUCCAUCACCAGGAGGCCUCCCAUUCCGCUUCUACGAGCAGUCUAGACGAGCCCCCAACGACCCCACGGCGAACAGAUCUGUUUUCGCUUCUGUGGAUAAAGUACCAGGCUUUGCAGUGGCCCACUGUGUGUCCCAGCACAGCCCCUCCCCCCUGUCCUCCCCCUCUCCCACCUCCAGCGGCAGUGGAAGCACAGGUCGCUGUGAUUCUGUCACCAACAGUACAGUGUCAACACAGAGCCCUGCAGAUGAGAGCGUGUUGUCUGCAUAUACCCCCCCUGCCUCUUCAGCACCAGAAGAGGGCGCUCCUGCCUCUGCACACGGCCCUGUGCUGGCCCCCAGCCUGACCCCAGCCGCCCAGCCCACCAUCUCCCUCCUCACAGACAACACCACGGACAGCCUCAGUGUGGAGUCACUCACUCUACUGCCCCCUGCUGACUCGCCGCACCUCCACCCCUGCACCAGCCACCCCCCCAAAGGACAGGACACCAUCACAGAAGAGGAAGAGGAGGGAGAGAAGGAGCCAGGACACACGGGAGAUGAGGAAGAAGAGGAGACAGAUGCUACUGUUAAAGAAGAGCAAAUGACACCCACUGAUGAAGACUCACCCGAGCACCCACAGUCCAAUGUGACACCAUAGACUCACCUGAACUGGACUAGGACUCAAGCACAGGAGCACGACCAGUGUUUGUACCACUAUCAACACUCAAGUGAUCUAUUUAAAACAUGACUCUCGUUAGGGGAGAAGACCUGCACCAGCGUGUCCUCAGUACACGCGUCAAUAGGCACAACCAGCAACCUUUCUACUCCUUCUGUUUUCAGAGUCUCUCACAGGCUUUUAAUGGACUUUUUCUGUGGAUGUGUCCGUCCUUGCCACUGCAGACAUCAUGCAAAUGUGUUUUUAGCUCUUUGUUUUAAUCAGAUACCAUCACACAUACUUCACCUGCCACAAACAACAGCUGCUGUGUCCUUACAGUGUGUGGGGCGUGUCUGUCUCAAUACUACUGUUUAGGGCUGGGCGAUAUGGUGAUAAAAUUCGAGUAGUGAUCUUAUGCAAGGGAGGAUAUACUAUUUUCACUAUUUCUCCUAUUUAAUGUAAGUCUUUGGGCAAACAGACACUCCCUCUUCUCUCAUAGGUUCGUCCUGACUGUAAAUAGACAAAACUAACCCUCUAGUGAACCUGCCUUGUUCUAAAUAGAAACUCUUCUUGUGCUUCUGGCUCCAUCGACUUUAAUUGACUACAUUGAAAAAUUGUCACCCCUCUCUCACUAACUGUUGCAGCGAGUCUCAUCAUUUGGUCUUAAAAUGUUCGUAUUAACCCCCUCUACGUGAUCCUGGGUUUUUCAUUUCGCAAUUUUGUCCGUAAAUAAAUUUCUGUUCCCAAUAAGUAGCUUCAUAUUUGUCCCAUAACCACUAGCAUCAUUAAGGCUGGAUAUCAUUUAGAAGUUGUCGAUACGAUGCAUACCUCGAUACAGUGAGCUUUCUAUUCAAUAGGAUAUAUUUCAAAUUGAUUAGUUAAAAAAUAUUUGCUUAAUCAUGGCUGUGAUGAUUUGUUAAACCACUUUUUGUGUAAAGUUAAUAUGAAACGCCCACUUUAAUCAUCAAAAUGGUGAAAAUGCGAAAUGUGUUGCACAAACGAAUUUCCUGCCUCUAAACAAGCAACAAAACUGUAGCACUGUAACAAAAUAAUUUAGUAAAAUAUACCAAAAAAUACUCUUGGUGAUAUAUCAAUACAGCAGCCCACAAUAUCGAUACUGUAUCAGCACAUUAAACGACACGAUAUAUCAAUAUUUCAGUAUUUUUGCACACCCCUAAGCAUCAUGUCCACUUCUUUUUACAGUCUGUGGUUCCUAUAAGGCUCUGAGUGAGUGACAGCGGAAUUAAACCAAUCGCAGAGAGGCGUGAUUAUUUAAAAGAUGCAGAUGACUUUAUUUACAUCUUAGCAUCAAAGCGUACAUGAAAAUGAAAAUGAAAAUUGUGAUCGAAUUCUUUGCCAUAUCGCCCACCCCUACAACCAUCUGUGCUUUUCACACUCUUCGAUUCAGGCUACCAGUUGUGUAUCAUUCAUUUUAACACACACGAACUAAGAAACAGGUAUAAACUUGGGCCGCGUUGAGUUCUAUAUGUUGAAGUGCAAUAUCGUGAAUUUAAUCUGCAGUUUUAUGGCAACGUCACAUUUGAUAAGAGUCCAAGAGGGUUGACGCUCACUGAAAUAAACACGCUAAAUAUAGACGCACACCGUGAAUGAACAGCUACGAUGACUGCAGUCUAAUGUUCCGUAUAGCUGCUUUACUAAUUAACCCGUGGCUUGUGUCUCACAUGGCCAGCAGUGCGUGAAUGUACAGUCAGCACGCCCUGCCAUGCACCAACAGCAUCAGUCGUGUUCCUGGAAGCACUUGACACGGACUGUACCUUAACAGACCGGAUCGAAACGAGAACUCAAGACCUUCUGAAAAUGCUCUUUCUCUGCGACAUGACUAAGCUGUAAUUUGGAGAGUAGCGCAGCCUCUCUCACUUUGUGUAAUGAGUGAAACAACACAGCUUUACUUCUGCAAAAGCUAAUCAGAGCUGACAGGUGAAUGUAAUACAAGUUUCCGUAUGCUGGCGUCUCUCUGUACGUUUGAAUGGGAUUUCUAAGUCUAUUUUGGACACAAACAAAGCACAGAAUGUCAUAGCGACCUCUCACGGCCAUUGAUCUUUGACUUUUUCCUUUCUGUGCCAUUAUAUUGUACAGUCUUAAUGAUUAUUACGAGUGGGUUGUUUCUUACACUGUACAGUCAUCCACUUUAUAAAUAAGAAAUUCAGAGCAAUACUCUCUUUAUGGAGUUUUUCUCUUAGUAUUUCCUUAUGGUUCUUGUAAAUAGCAGCAGAAUGGCAGUGGUAGUGAUCACUGGUGCACUGGGCUUGGAUCUGUGACAACUUCCAGUGCUCAUUUAUGAUAGAGGUGGGCUAUAUGUUGUUAUGUACUAAGUAAUACUGAUAUUUUGAACAAUACACGAUUAGAAUAUUGUCUAUAAAAUCAUUUAAAAUCUGCUGAAAUUAAGCUUGGGCUGCACUUUAUAAUGAUUGCAUCUUAAUUAUCAUUAAUCACGCAUCAAGAAAGACUGAAUUCAUAAUAAACAAAUAGCUACUGAGACACUAAACCUGAAGCAUUCCUCAUAAACUAACUUAAUUAAAGGGUUAGGGUAUUAGUUUAGUUACUAAGCCUUAAUCAUUCUUAGCAGGGUUGCAAGAUAAAUCGCACAUCAUGUCAAAAUUGCAAUUUAACCGGAACUGUGUCCAUAAAAACAGCUGACUCAGUUUAGUUUAAAUCUGUGCGAACAUGCUCUGAAAUGUGAUUCUGGCGUUAGUUGCCUAGUUCAUAUUUCAGUAACAGAGAAUCGCUUGUAAAAACAUAAACUGCAAAUCAAAUCGUAAACACCAUGCUUCCCAGAAAGGAAGCAAUUCAGUAUUUUUUCCCAAAUCAUUCAGACUUUAAUGUUAAAAACUGACUCUUGUGAGCUUUAAGCCAUGUUAUAAUGUUAUUACCUCCUCAAAAACAAACCUGUACAUAUCUGUAGUCUGUAUUUUUCAAGUUAACACCUCCUUUUACCUUUAGUUUAGCAGAGAUUGGAAAUUCCAGAGCGGAAAUGAUCCAAAUAACUCUGGUGAAGGUGCAUGGAGUUUAAAAACACAGUGGAUCUCAUGACAUCACAAGGUGGAACAGGGUGUUUUCUGUUUGAGCGAAGCCUAAAUAUGCAAGAUUUGUGUGUUAAACAUUAAGCAAAUGAAACAAAAGGGAACUCUAGGUGUGUUUUUGAUGUGGAAACAACAUUAUAACAUAGAUCAGGAAAUGGCAUCAUAUGGACCCUUUAAGUCUUGAGGUAAUUCAGAUAAUUAGGUGUAAUUAUUAUAAAGUGCUACCGAAACCUUUCAUGUGACCUUUCAAAACUUGCUAGAAAGUGGUUUUUCCUCACUUUUGUUUUCAGUCAUACUUGCACAUUCACUUUUUGUGCAAUACUGGAACCUCAACCAAACCAUGUACUCAUAUUCCAACGCAAUACUGGAUUGUGGAAAAUCAGAUAAUUACUGAAAUAAAACAAAACUAAAUUGUGUACCAAUAUGGCCCACCUCUAGCCUAUAUGAUUGUAGUGUGCGUGUGUACGUUUGUAUGCCCUGUAAAUGCUUUUGACUGUAAAAUUAUUGAAGAAAAAGUAACUGCAAUAAAUUAUUCUACUACAACAACCUUC